GAUGUUCCUUUAAGGCGUGACGCAGCUCAACCAGUGGCCCACUUUGUGCAGCCAGCAGCGGCCGUCCGCAGCAGCCAGUUCGGCCGCCCGGCUCGGACCCGAUUCGUCGGUGCUCUGCUGUGCCUUCCUGCUUCCACCAUGGAGUUUUUACUCGGGAACCCGUUCGGGACGCCGGUGGGACAGCGCAUCGAGAGUGCAACCGGCUCCAGCCUGCCGUCGGAAGACUGGUCUUUGAACAUGGAGAUCUGUGACACCAUCAACAACUCGGAAGAAGGGCCUAAAGAUGCAGUCAGAGCCAUAAAGAAGAGGAUUGUGGGGAACAAAAACUUUAAGGAGGUCAUGCUAGCGCUCACGGUGCUAGAAACCUGCGUGAAGAACUGUGGAUACAGGUUUCACAUCCUUGUGACCACAAGGGAUUUCAUAGAGGGGGUUCUGGUUCGCUCCAUCAUCCCCAGGAACAACCCUCCUCUGAUCGUGCAUGACCGAGUGCUCAGCAUUAUCCAGGCGUGGGCUGACGCUUUCCGAAGCUCGCCCGACCUGACGGGUGUCGUGUCCGUUUACGAAGACCUGCGCAGGAAAGGACUGGAGUUCCCCAUGACAGAACUGGACGGCUACGCCCCGGUCCAAGCCCCCAAAAGGACUUUGCCUCGGAACGGGCCUGUUGUCGCGCUGCUGUCUUCCAAACCUCCCCUAAACCCGCCCCAGACCCUUGAGCUAAAGCAGACGCUAGAUGGAAGUGAUGCCUUCACUCCCAAUCAGGUGAAGGCGCUAAAGACAGAGCUGGGAGUGGUGCGGAGCAACCUGACAAUGAUGUCCGAUAUGAUGAGUCAGCUGGAUCCCGUCACCAUCAAACAAGCCGACAUGGAGCUGCUAGAGCAGUUGUACACCGUGUGUAAGGACAUGCAGGACAGGAUUGUGAAGAUGGUCCCCAAGCUUAGCGAAGAGAAGCUGAUCGAAGAGUUGCUGGCGACCAACGACCAGAUGAACACGGCCUUCUCUCGCUACCGCAGGUUUGAAAGGCAGCUCACCAACGGUCCUGAUGAGACGCAGACGAGCCAUACCUACGUCAACCUAACCGACCUCGAUGUCAGCCAAUCAGAGGCUGCGGCAGUCACCAAUGGAGGCUCGCUCAGCCAAUCACAAGAGGACAGCUUGUCCAGCCAGAUGGCAGGCCUUGAUGUACAUGGUGUAGAUGGCGUAGAUGACGUGGAUGCAUUAUUCCAGAAAAGAAAUGUCUCCACUGAAAGAGGAAGGGAAAAUGCGGACGUUGGACAGGGUGGCCUGGCCCAAGCUGAGGACAAGAUGAUGCUAAGCUCUAAAACGGAAUACAGCCCAUCCUCGUCCCGCAGCUCCUCGCCAAAGCUAGACUGGAUGCUUAAAAGGGGAAUGAUUCCUGUCAAGCAGUCCAAUGUCAUGGACGACAUAGAGAAAUGGCUUUCACUGGAAGAUGAGUACGAAGACUUUGAGGAGUCUGAUGGUGUCACGAGUGAAGAGUUCGACAGGUUCUUGGCACAAAGAGCCAAAGCGGCUGAGCGGCUGCCUUCAGUGAGCCGGUCUUCCCAGGACGCCGACCACUCCGAGUCCUGAGCCCCCCCCCCCGCCUGCCAGCCGGACAGGACCCGCAAAGGCCCUGUGAGUCAGGGGAGAUGAGCCGUGCUUUGCUGUCAUGAAUGCCACUGGCGCGGCGGCCAUGAGGGAUUGCAGCCCCCGUUUAGUACCCGUGUUAUCGCUUUGCUGGGGUCUUGACCUGACCGUGUGUGUGACGGACUCUACUUGACCUUUUAUUAUGUGGUGGUAAUGCAAACAUUUGCACAAUUUCUAUGGUUACAUUCCUGCUAUUGAAGGACUUUUGCAACAUGAAUAACUAUAUUGCUAUAUUGCUAUAUUGCUAUGAGUUCUGGACAUCUCAGGAUGGAUCAUGCCUCUGUCAACGUAGCAAACGUUUAACUUAUGUACAACGACUUUUAAUAUUAAUGUAGGUUCUGAAGGGAAAUGGCAUUUAGUUUCUUGUUUUGUUUUUUUUUACUUCCAUAACAUUCCUCUGUUAAGAAGUUUUAAGUUUCAUUGCAGACUGCUGUUGUAUAAUAAACCAAAUGACCAAGAAUGCAGUCAUUCUAUUAUUUGCCAGAAACACAGUACUACACUAGCUACUGUAUACCUGUAAUGUAUAAUAUUGGUCAGAUUUUGUUACUCGGUUUUAAUUCGAUUUGAAUGAUAGCCAAUAGUUUUUGCAUUUCUUCAGAUAUUGUUCACUACUGUACACUACUAUUUUGCCUAAAAGAGAAAAA
Molecule: messenger RNA, 2288 nt
Organism: Doryrhamphus excisus (bluestripe pipefish)
Lineage: Eukaryota; Metazoa; Chordata; Actinopteri; Syngnathiformes; Syngnathidae
Gene: tom1
Product: target of myb1 membrane trafficking protein
Biological process (GO): signal transduction
Cellular component (GO): endosome; membrane
Molecular function (GO): clathrin binding; phosphatidylinositol binding; ubiquitin binding
Source: RefSeq, a predicted model, not a curated record